AUGAAUCGUUUCUUCCUCGUGAAGGAAGAGUACUCUGGGGGAUCCGGUGAUCAUCAGUAUGAACCGCCGCCGGCGAUGAUGACGGUGACACCACCGGCGCCGCAGCCAAUCGAAGGUCUCCACGAGGUCGGACCGCCGCCAUUCCUGACCAAGACAUUCGAGAUGGUGGACGAUCCGAUCACAAACCACGUCGUCUCGUGGAGCAGAGGCGGCACCAGCUUCGUUGUCUGGGAUGCUCAUUCCUUCUCCACUAACCUCCUCCCUCGGUUCUUCAAGCACAAUAACUUCUCCAGCUUCGUCCGCCAGCUCAACACUUACGGGUUCCGCAAGAUCGAUCCGGAGAGAUGGGAAUUCGGCAACGAGGAGUUCCUCCGAGGUCACAAGCAUCUGCUGAAGAACAUCCGGCGAAGGAAAGCUCCUCCUAAUCCUCCUUCUCCUCAUCCUUCUUCUUUCCAUUCUCAGGCCCUAUCCAUUCCUCCCAAUCAAUUUCAUCAUCAUCAAGCGUCGGGGAGCAAUAACGUCGUCUGGUUCGACGGGGAAGUCGACCGAUUGAAGCGAGACAAACAGGUGCUAACCAUGGAGCUAGUGAAGCUCCGACAGCAGCAGCAGAGCACAAAAGCCUACGUGGCAGAGCUGGAGCGGAGGCUGCAAGGAACGGAGACGAAACAGCAACAGAUGAUGCAGUUCCUGGCUCGGGCGGUUCGGAACCCGGCCUUCUUGCAUCAGCUGGCGCAGCAGAAGGAGAAGAGGAAAGAACUGGAGGAAGCCCUGAGCAAGAAGCGGAGGCGGCCGAUUGACCAGGGCCGCGGUCGCGGUUGUCGGAGUUCUGAUUUCGCCGUUGGCGAAUCGAGCAAUUGGCAAGUGAAGUCGGAGCCUCUGGAUUACGAAAUCGGAGAAUCGCCGUUUGGAUUUACGGAGCUGGAGUCCCUGGCGCUUGAAAUGCAGGGGUACGGGAAGGGGAUUAGGAAGGAGAGAGAGGAGGAAGCGGAUGAGGACGAGGAGGCGGAAGAGGACGGUUUUGAAUCGAUGUCGGACCGGGAACUCGACGACGGAUUCUGGGAAGAAUUGCUGAGCGAGAGCACCGGCGAGGGCGGAGGGGAAGAACAGGAAGACGUCAAUACCUUGGCCGAGCGGUUAGGUUACUUGCGCUCAAACAUGCCCCAAGUAAUAGUUACCGGAAAUUGA
Molecule: messenger RNA, 1185 nt
Organism: Linum trigynum
Lineage: Eukaryota; Viridiplantae; Streptophyta; Magnoliopsida; Malpighiales; Linaceae
Source: the annotation of a GenBank genome assembly